AGAAGCAGAAGCACAGUGGGAUUAUGAGCUGUGUGCUGCGCAGAUUGGCCGUUUUGAAUACACCUACCGAGGCGGCUACAUUCAAAACUCCACUUUGUCUAACAGACGUUUUGUGUCUGAGCAAUUUAUUUAUUUUGGUUGGUUGUUUUAAAGUAACCUAAGCUGUAAACAGUGUCUGGUGGCACUGAAAGCAUGUUCUAAAGAGGGGGAAAGGCAUUAUAUUAUCAGUCUUGUAUUAUCCUUCAUGGAUACUUGGGAACUAAAUCCUCACUCAGUGACUCCAGCAGUGAAGGUCCUGGCGAGAUGUGUUGCCUCAGGCACAAUGUCUCAGACAGAGCUUGAUGAUGUACCACGCCGGCCAGAGAUAUUUUCCUCUCAUCUGCUUGAACUUGAGCAACUGAAUAAAAUCAAACAAGAGAUUGACCAGGUGAACUUGGACUUGGAGCUUCUAAGACUUGAGAAAAACUGUGCAGAUGUUACUCAUUGUUAUUAUCUAAGUCAGAGAUUCGCAUCCUUGCAGCAGUUUACGUCUCAUCUUCAGGAAGUGCUGAGAGAACAGACAAGUUUGCGGCAAAGGCUUAUGAAACCUCUUUGCCAGCAGAACCUGCCUAUACAGGCUGAUCUUCAUGGAUACGUCGUCACACUUAUGGCAAUGGUGGUUGAGUUCAUUGAGACUUUGGAAAUGAAAAUGAAGCUGGUUCACUCAAUUCCAACAGCUGAUGAAUCUAUGCGUAAUCUGAAUAGUGGCAUGACUCAGCUCCUGGCUCAAGUCACAGAGGUGGAGAGCCUGACGAAGCAAGUACUUCAGCGGAGUUGCAAGCCAAAGGAUAAAAUGUCUGGCUGAGAAAUGGUAAACGGCAGGGUCCGUCCAAUAAAUGUAUGACGUGUGAAAUGAGUUGUCAUUGUAUUUUCACAUUAAAACUAAUUCAAAAA
This is a messenger RNA of Neoarius graeffei (lesser salmon catfish), 933 nucleotides long. It is a transcript of the gene haus2, whose product is annotated as HAUS augmin like complex subunit 2. Lineage: Eukaryota; Metazoa; Chordata; Actinopteri; Siluriformes; Ariidae. Gene Ontology annotation, biological process: centrosome cycle; spindle assembly; microtubule nucleation. Bases 245 to 844 code for a protein of 199 amino acids. Gene Ontology annotation, cellular component: centrosome; HAUS complex; mitotic spindle microtubule. The record is from RefSeq and is a predicted model, not a curated record. The transcript has 7 exons.